Molecule: messenger RNA, 861 nt
Organism: Drosophila eugracilis
Lineage: Eukaryota; Metazoa; Arthropoda; Insecta; Diptera; Drosophilidae
Product: chymotrypsin-2-like
Exons: 4
Coding region: 1-861 (286 amino acids)
Biological process (GO): proteolysis
Molecular function (GO): serine-type endopeptidase activity
Source: RefSeq, a predicted model, not a curated record
AUGAUCAAGACUUACCUCCGAUGUGCUUUGAUCUGGGGGAUUCUUGUCCUAAAUCCUCCGCCUGCAACCGGAUCCUUUAGCGCCGCUCGUAUCACGACCUUGAUGAAUCUCAAAUAUAAUUGUGAUAUGCAUAACAGGCAGUAUAUGCACGGUGGACAGAAUGUAUCGUGGAAUUUUGCUCCUUAUAUGGCCUUACUUUAUCUGCCAGAUGACCUCAACGAGUGCCGAUGUGGUGGCAGUCUGGUGACCCGAAAUUUCAUCCUUACCGCUGCGCACUGCUUGGAGAUGUGUCCCAGAAAACAUGAGUUAAAGGUUUGCCUUGGAGCCAGCCAAAUUACAUCCCCGAGUAGCUGCAUGAAGAACUUUGGAAUCGAACAAAGAUUUGUGCACGAAGAAUUCAGCUGGAGCGAGCAGAUUAAUGACAUUGCACUGCUCAAACUCGACGGCUUGGUAGAUAACAGAGGACCAAUACUGCCUGUAUGUCUACCUGUAGAUAGCAGGAUGCAUUCCUUCACCUCGUUUCCAGGCCAACCAUAUUUUGCAUAUGGAUGGGGAACCACUGAGCUUGGUACUCACUCUAAAAGCCUUCAGGAGAUUAUGGUGAAUAACAGGCCGUGUGCCUACCACACCGACGGCAUGUUCUUUUGCACCACCAGCCGCAUCGUGGACUCGUGCCGGGGAGACUCCGGUGGUCCGGUGGUCUCGCAAAGCACCCAAUUCGGUAUCAUUUCCCACGGAAACUAUGCAUGCGGAAUGCAGGGCGGCGCCUUCAACACAAACGUAUCCCUCUUCAUGCCCUGGAUCAUGGACAAGUUGCAGAAUUACCCGGAUUACAACUACCGGGAUUUUAGCGAAAGUUAA